Molecule: messenger RNA, 2217 nt
Organism: Arctia plantaginis
Lineage: Eukaryota; Metazoa; Arthropoda; Insecta; Lepidoptera; Erebidae
Source: the annotation of a GenBank genome assembly
AUGUACUCCACGUCUACAGCUUCCACCACGACCUCAGGGUCUGGUCGUGCGACUGGCGUCAUAGCUGGCGAUCGGCGAGUCCGCGUAGUGAAGUUGGUACGACCACGGCGAGCUGCCCCGGCCUAUGGUUUCGCACUCAGAGGCGGCCGAGAGUACGCCACCGGAUUCUUUAUAUCCAAAGUCGACUUUAAUUCUGAAGCACAUCAUCAGGGAUUAAAGGUCGGUGACCAGCUAGUGAGCGUGAAUGGAUAUCGGGUGGACGACGCUGUACAUGCAGAGUUAGUGCACUACCUCGCCUCACAGACGAGGCUAAAGAUCAAAGUUAGACAUGUGGGGAUGUUACCUGUCAAAGACAAGGCUCAUGAGCAACUGUCAUGGCAGUUCGUGUCGGAACGCGCGUCGCUGGGGUCUGACGUGUCCUCCUCACCAACGCUUUGUCACGACACAGACAGACUCACAGACAUGCGUCUCUCCAUACUCGUGCCGCCUAGAGCGAAGCUUGGCUGCGGAAUUUGCAAAGGUCCAGAUUGGAAACCGGGUAUCUUUGUACAAUUCGUACGGGAUGGCGGCAUCGCUCGCGAAGCAGGAUUAAGACCGGGAGACCAAAUCUUGUCCUGCAAUGGUCUAGAUUUUACAAAUGUCUCUUUCAACGAAGCUAUAACGGCAAUGAAGGCGACUGGGCGCCUGGAACUUGUGAUACGAGAAGGUGCAGGCACUGAGCUGGUAUCUCCAGAAAGUUCAGGGUACAAUAGUUCGGCUUCAUCUGCAGCUGGCGAAAGGAGUCCAGCACCGACUGCACCUCAUGUUCCACUUGCGCCUCCUGCUGCUCUACGUCGAAGGCUCGCAAGCGUAGCUGAGGAAGCUGCUGACCGAGCUGACAGAUUAACAAUGAGUAGGUUAAAGCGUAGAACAUGGGACAGUUUAGACUUCGAAUGGAAGAAUGGCGACAUACAUAACUUUGAUAUACCUUCCGAUAUAGAACCCGACUAUGAUAGCCCCAGUAUACCAAACAAUCCUCACACUUAUGAAAACAAAAGUAAUUUGAGAAGUAAAAAUAAAAAAGAUUAUAUAACCAGUCCCUCAAAUAGAACUAUUAUAAAUCUAACUGAAGAUGGAGCUACCAUACAAUGUAGUUACGAUAACAACCAAUCGCCAAGAAAGAACACUUUUGCAGCAAAUCACACGAACAGAGACAACGAAAAAAAAACUAUAGUAGUUGAAGUUCAUCAUACGAGCACUACUACAUGUGGUAAAACUGCCUGCAAUUAUCCGCCGCCUAUGAAAAACGAUUCUGACUCCAUCAGUCUCUCCAGUUCUGCUACAUUAUCGAGUGCCAUUGCUGAUGAAAUACAACGACGUAAGAUGAAUACGAAGAAAACAAACGCAGCCAACACACCACCACCGCCACCACCGAAGAAACCUGUUAUUCUAAAGCCAGGAGAUGAAAAGAAAAAACACCAUGACGCGCUAAUGGAUGAGUUUAAAAAAGUUCAUCGAAAGAUGUUUGCAAAUCAAGAAACUGACAAGAACAACGCGGAUGUUCAGAAAAAUGACAGUGAAACAGUGGAUCGGCAACAAACGUUACCCUUGAAGAAAGCUGAGCAAGCGGCUGAUGUAGCAAGCAAUAAUCAUGCUCCCCCAAAAAGAGAAGCCACUGACAACCCGCCCCCUCCACCACCGAUGCCUACUACAAAUGGACACCAAAAUGGAAACCAUAAAGUUUUGGAUAGUCAGAAAACUGUCACGAAGUCACCUAUCGCAGAUAUCAUGACAAAUUCAAAUAAUAGAAAAAAUGGUACUAUAAUGAGAACUCCGACACCAGAUUAUAAUAAGAAAACUGAACCGAUUUCUCAAAUUAAGAGUAUUAAAGACGAGAAAGUGGAACUAGAAUCACUAGAAUCUUAUAAACUAAAAAAUCCGUCCAAUGUACCACCUAAACCACCUUCCAAUUAUUUUGUGAAAGCACCAAAUGGCACAGCUACGAUGAAGAAACAUUCCCGGCCUGUGUCUGUAACGAUAGGUGAAUACGCUUACGGUGGUGGUAGCAGAAGGGAACCGACAAAGUUAGACUUCCUUAACGGAGAGAAACCUAAUGGUCUACGUGAUGCUGACGAAGAUGUUUCGAUAUCAAAUAGGCUUCAAUCAGAACUGGCUUUAACACUUUCUAGAUCUAAUUUACGUAAGAAAACUGAAGCUUUGGCAGACACCAGUCGAUGA